Messenger RNA from Triplophysa dalaica, 2281 nucleotides. It is a transcript of the gene tafa1a, whose product is annotated as TAFA chemokine like family member 1a. The transcript is spliced from 6 exons. Bases 248 to 679 code for a protein of 143 amino acids. Gene Ontology annotation, molecular function: receptor ligand activity. Gene Ontology annotation, biological process: regulation of neuroblast proliferation; neuroblast differentiation. Lineage: Eukaryota; Metazoa; Chordata; Actinopteri; Cypriniformes; Nemacheilidae. The record is from RefSeq and is a predicted model, not a curated record.
UCAAGGGAGUGAAGAGGCGAUUCUAGUGUUAGAUGAACAGCUUGGCAAUGCGUUAAAUCAUAGUCGAAGCUCUCUCUCUCUGUCGCACGCUUUUUGUUUGUUAUAUAGUGUCUCUGACUUCGGCUACAAAGUGAAAAAUCUGAGAGUUUCUUAAGGAAAACGCUACCUGGAUGCAGGGAUAUCUGGACACCUCACAAUGGAUGGAUUGAGGACAAAGUGUUGAAUUUUUUUCAGCAUUUCACCCUGAAUGAAACAGAGGAGUGUUGGGAUGUCGUGGCUGUUGUUGAUGUGGGUCAGUCUUACAGUCCUGCUCAUGAGUGAGGGCACAUUUUAUGAGACCAUACAGCAGCACCUGGCCCCACCCGGAACCAACAUACAGAUCCUCGAAGGAGGGACAUGCGAGGUGAUUGCCGCGCACAGAUGCUGUAACAAAAACAAGAUUGAGGAGAGAUCUCAGACGGUGAAGUGCUCCUGUUUACCAGGGAAGGUGGCAGGAACCACAAGGAAUAAACCCUCCUGCGUUGACGCCUCCAUAGUGAUUGGGAAGUGGUGGUGUGAGAUGGAGCCAUGUCUGGAGGGAGAAGAGUGCAAGACUUUACCAGACAACUCCGGUUGGAUGUGCUACUCGGGGAACAAGAUCAAAACCACAAGGAAUACCCAUCCAUAUCCCUCCUUGUAGCAAACCGUUUUACAGCAAGGCUCAUGAUGGAAGAACUUCAUAAAGGGAAGCGUUCAAGACGACUGACUAAAUAAAAUUAUCCAACCACAAAAACAGUAGCAAGGCUUGAUAAGAAGAGGUCCUCUGCUCAAACGUCCAUCUGUCUCUUAUUCUCGGCAUCAAGGACACUUUCUGAGAAAAUCUCUGUGGGCUGUGAACACUGCUGGUCCAUUAUUUUGUUUUUGUUUGACAACUGUCAAAUAUUUGUUUUUUGCCCUGUGAGUCUUGGAUAAUUAAACUCAUAUCCCUUUGCGUGGAUUGCACUCAAGCCAGCUUUACUUAUCCUAAAAUAAUCUUCUGUAAGAUCCCCGGAUGUUCUCCGGUCUCCAGAAGUGACUGAUCAAACGACUUCUCCUGCUGUAUGUAAUAAUUAACUCUUCCUAUUAAUGUGGACGGCGGAUUUUGAGGAGUGGGACUUGUGACACUUAUCUUCUAAAGACAAUUUGUGCAUCAGCUAUUCAGAAUGCUGUAGAUGAUCUUGGGGUUACUGAUUCUGAUUAAUGAUCCUUGCAAUGGUUUUGUGUCCAUACAAUAGAAGUGAAUGGGUGCCGGCGAUGUUUGGUUGCCAACUUUCUUUUGUGUUCUGCUUAAGAAAGUCAAUCACACAGGUUUGAAAUGACAAGAGGAUGAGUAAAUGAUGACAGAAUUUUCUUUUUGAGUGAACUAUUCCUUAAACAUGUCUCAAAUUGCUAAAGAUACUGUUUAUAUUAUUUGUGGCUAUAGUACUUUGAAAAAUUGAGCAAUCAAGGCUUAACUGAAGUGUUACGAAUAUUAACACGUCUAAUUAAAACCUAAUAGACCAUCACUUUGAAUAUAUAUAUAUAUAUAAACAUUGUGAAUUUAAUACUGAAGUUAAUGAAGCCUGAUUGAAAUAUGCUGGUGCAUGCAUAUAUAAAAAUACAUGACAUUUAAAUAUUCUGAAUCAAACUCAUUUCCCGCUAUUCAAUACAACAUACACAUUUAACGGUACAUCAGUAUAUUGUGUAUUUUGUGUAUAGUUACUUCUGGUCUUUUGAAUUGACCGGUGCAAACUGGAAAAACUGGUCUCUGGAUAUGUGCAGACAGCACUGAAGGACAUUCUGUGGAAAUUCUGACACCCGCUGGGACAUUUACCUGUCGUUUACAUUCAGAAAUAGUCCUCUCCACUCGGAGCAGCUGAGGGCCAGAGCACAUGCUCGCUCCGAAUAUGUAGCUCCAGCAUUCUAAGCAGGGAGCCCAGAUCAUGAGAGCCCCAGUGUUGCUGUCAGCAUGCAGAGAGGAGCUCUAACUACAGGCUGAGUGAAUACAGAUCACUACAUUUACAGUCCUUCACGCGGGACAGCGGGGGAUGAACUUUAGUCCUCACCUUCAGCGAAGCAUUAGUGGAAUUUCAAAUAGAUGACACCAGGGUAUCCGAGUGGAAAAAUGAAUAUACAGAAAUCUUAAGCAAAUAUCAGCAUUUUAUCCUCAGGCAGAGGUUUUGCUGAAGCUCCGUGCCAUACUCGAUGUUUGGCAAAUGAAAAAGUUCUUAUGUGUUUUACAAAAGACAAAGACUUCUAUUCCAUUAAAAGUGGAAUCACAGUA